This is a messenger RNA of Olea europaea var. sylvestris, 1873 nucleotides long. RefSeq names its product transcription factor TCP13-like. The coding region runs from base 462 to 1490 and encodes 342 amino acids. The record is from RefSeq and is a predicted model, not a curated record. The transcript is spliced from 2 exons. Gene Ontology annotation, molecular function: sequence-specific DNA binding; DNA-binding transcription factor activity. Gene Ontology annotation, cellular component: nucleus. Lineage: Eukaryota; Viridiplantae; Streptophyta; Magnoliopsida; Lamiales; Oleaceae.
UGAUGAGAAUUUGAUAAGAACUUCGCAGUCUCAUUCAUCUGUCAGAUGCCGAGGUGCACGUGGCUGCAUUUGCACCAUUCUUUCUAUGGAUGGUUGAAGAGGGCAUCUACUUUUCUCCAAUCCCACAGCUUGUGUUAUAAGUAUAUACUCUAAAUGAAAGAGAGUUUUCCUCUUUGAAACCAUCAUAGGGCUUACAAAGCGGUACACUGAAUUCAGAAAGAUGUAUUGAUCUGAAGUUCGUCAGCGGGCAGUUCUCUUCUCAGUAUAUAGAACUUAAUUAUCAUUCUCAUUGAAGACCAUGGAAGUUGCAGAAUUUCAAAGAAUAUCAUAAGGAACUGAGAGAGGAAGUUCAUUCAAAGAAAUAAAUUAGGAGGGACAGAAGAUUCAAUAUCCUCACCAGCUUGGAACAGUUUUAUUAAACAGUUUAAUUUCUUUUGCCCAAUUAUGAAAAAGUACACAAGAUGACUACAAGAGAAGUAGAUUUCAACACAAAACCGGAAAGCAGCACAGGUGAUGUUGGCAAAAUUCCUUCAUCCAGUCCAACAUCUUGGUCCAGGUUAAAGGAUCCACGAAUUGUGCGCGUAUCACGAGCAUUUGGAGGAAAAGAUAGGCACAGCAAAGUCUGUACUGUAAGGGGCCUAAGAGACCGGCGCGUAAGGCUUUCUGUUCCUACUGCGAUACAAUUAUACGAUCUUCAAGAUCGAUUAGGGCUAAAUCAGCCAAGCAAGGUGGUUGAUUGGUUGCUUAAUGCUGCAAAGAAUGAAAUUGAUGAACUUCCCCCUCUUCAAAUCCCUCCAGGGUGCUUUAGCCAAAACAUUCAUCCAAUGCUAAAUUCUCAUGAGUUUAGACCUCCUCAAUCUGAUAAAGAAGUCCUAAAGAUCAGCAACGGUAUCAGUUGGAACGAACCCUUAAAACAAUCCCGAACAGAUCUAUGGGGGGACAAGUCUAAGGAUGUUUCUGGAGAAACAACUAUGGCAAGAAGUGAAGAAGAAAAACAAUGUAACCUCGACAGUGAAGAAGCAUAUGUUUCUGCAAACAAUCUUUUUCCGAAGCCUAGUCAAUCUUCUCUUCCAGGUUUGCUAAACAAUGCAAUGCCAUAUAAUUCUUUUCUCAGAUGGGAUCCUUCGAAUCCAUCGUUAUCUCAUUCGCGAAGUGCUGGAUUGACAGUCCAACCAGAAGAUUUCCACAACUUCAACCUUGUGCCAUUGUCUUCUUCAGCGGUGUCUGUCCCAUCAGGUUCUCAGCAGGUUCUUGUUUAUCAACCUAGAAUGACACAAUCUUAUUUCCCUUCACCAGAAGAAUUUGAUCCAAAACAAGUACACUUUCAGAAUCCCAGUUCCCAAUUAUCAAAUUCCCUUACUUCGCCAGUUCACUCCACAGCUGAAUCAGUUAGACCACUCCAUUUCAGCAUGACAGCUAGCCUUCUCCCUUCCCAAAACAAUGGUGGAAGGGAGCCAAACAAACACGGUCAAUUCAAUGACCCCGUCUAAGAUUUCUGCAUUUUCCGAUUGAUGGAAUUAACGUUCUUAGAAUCGAUCAAACUUUUCCACAGCAUGCUCAUCAUCAUAGUUGUGAUCUUAUGGACGAUUUCGUGAAUCAGCUUCAUUGAGCUGCUGGGAAAUGAGAAACUCAGGUCAGUUACACCUGAUGAUGUGAAUGCAUUUUACUCUACUGGAAGAUGACUACAUAAGGUUUUGUUGUUAUAGUUUAUAUUUAUUGCCCUAAACGACUGUUGAUCAUAGUGAAAAGUUUGACAUUAAGAUUGAUUUGGUGUAAUUCUAUAUGUAUGUUGUUCCCUAUUUUGGCUCUAGUAAUACUAUAUAUUUAUAUGUGUGUGUGUGUGUGCGUUUUCCGACAGAUUUUUUCUUCAAAA